CACCGCCCUCGCCCUAAUCCCCGGUUCGGCCAGGAGUCAGCGGUUGAGUUACUUGGCUGAGCGCCGGCAGUGCCUUUGAAAGGCGGCGGGAGGCGGCGAGCGCGAUGGCGAGCUUGGGUCUUCUGCUGAGAGUGCUGGUCCUGGUCCUGUGCGGGGCGGCGAGCCUUGGGCUGUCCGCUCCUCCCGCCCCCACCUCCAAGAAGCCCAUCAUCGGAAUAUUAAUGCAAAGGUGCCGUAGUGAGAACAUGAAAAUCCUGGGAAAAUACUAUAUUGCUGCAUCCUAUGUAAAGUAUCUGGAGUCCGCAGGUGCGAGAGUUGUACCCAUAAGGCUUGAUCUUAAAGAUGAAGAGUAUGAAAAGCUUUUCAAAUCUAUUAAUGGGAUCCUUUUCCCUGGAGGAAGUGUUAACCUCAUGAAGUCAGGGUACGCCCGCGUGGCCAAAAUAUUUUACAAGUUGGCCAUACAGGGUUUUGAUAAAGGAGACUAUUUUCCCACGUGGGGGACCUGCCUUGGAUUUGAAGAGCUUACGUAUCUGGUCAGUGGAGAGAGCUUAUUAACCCUCACAGAUACUGUUGGAAUUAAAAUGCCACUGAACUUCACUAGAGGUCCACUGCAGAGCAGAAUGUUCCAGAAUUUUCCUGCUGACUUGUUGCUGUCAUUAGCAAGAGAACCUCUGACUGCAAAUUUCCACAUGUGGAGCCUCUCUGUGAAGAAUUUUACAAUGAAUGAAAAGUUAAAGGCGUUUUUCAAUAUAUUAACUACAAAUACAGAUGGCUAUAUUGAGUUUAUUUCAACAAUGGAAGGAUACCAGUAUCCAGUAUAUGGUGUCCAGUGGCAUCCAGAGAAAGCUCCUUAUGAGUGGGGAAACUUAAAAGGCAUUUCUCAUGCACCUAAUGCUGUGAGGGCUGCAUUUUAUUUAGCAGAGUUCUUUGUGGCUGAAGCUCGGAAAAACAAUCACCAUUUUGAAUCUGAUGUUGAAGAGGGCAAAGCACUAAUUUAUCAGUACCGUCCAGUUUAUACUGGGAACAUUUCUUCAUUUCAGCAAAGUUAUAUAUUUGAUUGAAAGCCUUCAAUGUGUUAACAGAGAAAUUUUGAUUAACUCCAUGAUUAAACUGUUGUAAUAACUUGUUACUCAUGAUGAUAAUAGAAGGCCACAGAGAUUCCGUUUC
This is a messenger RNA of Mesoplodon densirostris (Blainville's beaked whale), 1167 nucleotides long. RefSeq names its product gamma-glutamyl hydrolase (gene GGH). NCBI's taxonomy places the organism in Eukaryota, Metazoa, Chordata, Mammalia, Artiodactyla, Ziphiidae. The transcript is spliced from 9 exons. Gene Ontology annotation, molecular function: gamma-glutamyl-peptidase activity. Bases 105 to 1061 code for a protein of 318 amino acids. Gene Ontology annotation, biological process: tetrahydrofolylpolyglutamate metabolic process. Gene Ontology annotation, cellular component: vacuole. The record is from RefSeq and is a predicted model, not a curated record.